Echinococcus granulosus is the source of this 765-nucleotide messenger RNA. RefSeq names its product Zinc finger protein. Bases 1 to 765 code for a protein of 254 amino acids. NCBI's taxonomy places the organism in Eukaryota, Metazoa, Platyhelminthes, Cestoda, Cyclophyllidea, Taeniidae. The record is from RefSeq and is a predicted model, not a curated record. Gene Ontology annotation, biological process: regulation of transcription by RNA polymerase II. Gene Ontology annotation, molecular function: DNA-binding transcription factor activity, RNA polymerase II-specific; RNA polymerase II transcription regulatory region sequence-specific DNA binding. The transcript has 9 exons. Gene Ontology annotation, cellular component: nucleus.
AUGGUGCGUGUUCCCGGUGGGCAGUCCCUGCCCAAGAUAGCAUAUGUGGACCCCUACCAGUGUCGUAAGUGUGGGAAGUGUUUCUCCCAGCGUGCGUAUCUAACACGACACAGGGAGACUUUUCAUCAGAGUACCAGCAAUGCAAAACACCUUCCCCCUUGUCAGAAUUAUGGUAGAUUCUUCUUUCGUCGAGUCCUUUUAAAAGAACACAUUUUUGCGUUUCAUGAGGGAAGGAAGCCGUUUACUUGCCAGAAGUGUGGUAAAGCCUUCACUCGUCGAACGCGUUUAAACGCACACAUUUCCGUGGUUCAUACAAAGGAGAGACGAUUCACGUGCGAGAUUUGCGGUAACUGCUUCACGCAGCGAUGCAAUUUAAACACACACAUAUCUGAAGUUCAUGAGAGAAGGGAGCCGUUCACCUGCCAGAUGUGUAGUAAAGCCUUCUCCAGUCGAGCAGGUUUAAAUGCACACAUUUCUACGCUUCAUAAGAGUGAGUUCACUAAUUCUUCAACGAUAUUCCUAGUCGAUUUUUGGGUGCAUACUUACUAUUAUUCAAUGGUGUUGCGGAUUUUCCUGCUUUGUUCUACCUUUCCGAGGCGGGGACAAGGCUCUGCAAUGGCGAAGGAUGUUGUUGCGGACCCUAUUAACGUUCGAUUUAUUGGAAGUCGAAUUAGAGUUUGUUCUACUCCUCUUAAAUCAAGUUCUGACCUGAGAAAUGUCACGAUAAAAGAACUCAUGGAGUCAGCAGGAAAGAAGUGUGACUGA